UAAAAGAGGCUAAAAACCAGUUCGUGUCUUUUUUUUUUUUUUAAAUGGGUGCACUUAAAUUGUACGUAUUCAACAUCCGUGACGACAGAAAGUUCUACAAAAUGGCUACGAUCGUUAUUGCCAUAGACGAAAGUAAAUUCGCACAGUUUGCAUUCAAAUGGUAUGCAGAACACCUUCACAAGGACGGAUACAGGAUAAUUUUAUUUCACGCUUUGGAAAAUUUGUUCAUGAAGGAUUUGAUGGGUCCAGGUCGACAUGAGGAGUUCAAUGUGAGAACCGAGAAAAAGACAGCUGCAUUGAGGGAAAUGUACACAAAACUUGCACAGGAAUUAAAAAUAAAUCCAGAGAUACGUAUUGAGAUAGUGGACACGAAACCAGAACAUGCGAUCGUAGAUGUGGCAAAUAAAGAAAAUGCCAAAUUUAUCGUAACAGGAACUAGAGGGAUGGGAGCUAUAAGGAGAACCAUUCUAGGAAGUACCAGCGAAUUUAUUAUGCAUCAUGCUCGUUGUCCAGUCAUCAUUUGCAAAAUGGACUAAAUCUUUUAUUAUUUAUGUAUAAAAACCCUCGCUAAAACUUCAAGCACCUGAAAUGGAUAUAUAGGUGUCGGCGAUUUUUAAUACUGAUUCUUUAAUUUUCUAUUAGUAUUCUAAAAACAUUGACGAAUAGGCAGUUAGUUGUGUUACAGAAUAGUAAAUGAUUCAAGUUUCCUUCAUAUUUUUUCCAUAUAAUACGAAAGAAAAUCAGCGUAACUUAGUAGUAUUUAAAAAAAAAAUUAUAUGAAGCACAAACGGCCUCAUGCGUCCUCCGGGCAUAGAGAGGAUAAGUAAGUAAGUAAUCUGAAGUACAAGGCGUUUUGAAAUUUCUUUUUCUAUCAGCAUUUUAAAUAUGUCUGUAUACAGUUAUUGCAUUUUGUUCUUAAUUACAUUUUAUGUCACCGAUUUUGAGAUGUUUGGGAAUACAGUUGUUCGUAAUAUCAGUCAUCUUCAAACUUCUUUUUGUUGGUAAUCAAUUAUUCAUAACUAAUGAAUGACAAUAAAAUUGAAUCUGCAUAUUGCGCAAUACCUAUUUUAACUCAAAAGUGACACGUAUGAACAUAAGCAGAUUUAAAAAAAAAGAUAAGUUUUGCAAGGCAAUAUAUAUUUGUAGUUUUUUUUUAAUUAGAAGCAUUAACAAUUAUUCAUAACUAAUGAAUGACAAUAAAAUUGAAUCUGCAUAUUGCGCAAUACCUAUUUUAACUCAAAAGUGGCACGUUUGAACAUAAGCAGAUUUAAAAAAAAAGAUAAGUUUUGCAAGGCAAUAUAUAUUUGUAGUUUUUUUUAAUUAGAAGCAUUAACACACAAAGUUCAUAAAAUUUUACAUUUGAUCUAUAAUUUCACAAUCGCCUGAGGUACGAGUGUGUUUAUCAUUGUUUACUAUUCAUCAUCAUGUCUUUUUAUUCAUAUUUUAUAUUAAUAUAUCAGGUGAAGUUGGAAAUCAUGGAUUGCCUAAUUAUAAAUCUAUAUUUUACAAGUAAACUAUUUUGAUUUAUUUACGAA
Messenger RNA from Saccostrea cuccullata (small rock oyster), 1535 nucleotides. Its product is annotated as universal stress protein in QAH/OAS sulfhydrylase 3'region-like. Lineage: Eukaryota; Metazoa; Mollusca; Bivalvia; Ostreida; Ostreidae. The transcript is spliced from 4 exons. Bases 45 to 536 code for a protein of 163 amino acids. The record is from RefSeq and is a predicted model, not a curated record.